GCCAACAUGGCGCUGAAUUCCUCAGUAACUUCCCUAUGGUCAUCACAUCGACAAAGAACAAAAAUAAAUCUUAACUCUAUUUCUUCUCCCACGAUUCCUGUCCCACUUGUAGCUCCGACCGAUGCGUUGCAGCCUGGACCCGACUUGGUACCUCCGGAGAUCGCAGAGGGAUUACCUACCGCCCCUGGCACCCCUCCUUCUCAACCACCGACGCCUCCACCUGAAACGAGCGCCCCGUUUAACUUAGCUCAAGCAACUGUUACCGAUUUACCCGUGAGCUCGUCCCGGAAGAGACCUGCCCCGGUCGCUAAAGCGAGCAGUUCAAAACGACCUAAGCCGACACCGAUCCAGGAGCGCCCACCUCCAUCAGUCCGAUUAUCUCAAUUAGGCGGCGUACAGGCACAGAUUGACCAGCUUUUGCGUGCCAUUGGACGACCGCUUCGGUUCCCAGAGCUGUACCUCCGACUAGGAACCAAACCGCCGAGAGGAGUGCUGCUGCAUGGUCCACCCGGAUGUGGAAAGACUCUGUUGGCGAACGCUGUCGCUGGGGAGCUGGGCGUCCCGUUCAUACCCGUGAGCGCGCCGAGUGUGGUGGCGGGGACAUCUGGAGAGUCGGAGAAAGCGUUAAGAGGGUACUUCGAAGAGGCCGCAAAACUCGCACCAUGCAUCUUAUUCUUCGACGAGAUAGAUUCCAUCACACCGAAACGAGAUAACGCACAGCGGGAGAUGGAGCGUCGGAUUGUCGCUCAGCUGCUGACCUGCAUGGAUGAAAUGUCGUGGGAGAAGCUCGACAACAAGCCUGUCAUAUUCAUCGCCGCUACAAACCGGCCUGAUUCAAUCGAUUCUGCCUUACGUCGACCAGGACGAUUCGAUCUCGAGAUUGAGAUGCCCAUACCGGACGAGAAUGCUCGAGAGCAGAUUCUGCGCGUACAAGCCGAGAAGCUCACCUUAUCGGGUGAUGUGGACUUCCGGAUGCUAGCCAAGCUCACACCGGGUUUCGUCGGUGCUGAUCUAGAAGCGCUCAUUACUGCUGCUGGAGAAUGCGCUGCCGAUCGGAUUUUCAGCGAGCUUAUCCAAGUGCCGCCUACUGUCCCAAUUGUCGAAGAAAAUGCAGAAGGCGACGUGUCAAUGGAUGAUGCACAGCUCGUUCCCGCAACGAAACCUAACGUGUCAUCAACAUUCUCCUCAAUAUUCUUCUCCAUCCCGCACCCACUCUCACCCGAAGCGCUCGCCGGCCUUUCACUCACUCCGGCAGACUUCAUGACAGCGAUCCCCCUGAUCACGCCUUCGUCAAAACGCGAAGGGUUCCCCUCACCACCCAGCACCUCCUGGUCCGAUAUCGGCGCCCUACAUGGCGUACGACAAGAACUGCAUAUGGCGAUCGUGCAGCCUAUCCGACGGCCGGAGGUGUUCAAGCGUCUUGGGAUCUCUGCACCGCGCGGUGUGCUCCUCUGGGGUCCGCCGGGGAACGGGAAAACCCUCCUAGCCCGGGCGGUAGCCAGCGAAGGCCGAGCGGGGUUCAUCGCUGUCAAAGGUCCUGAAUUGCUGAACAAGUACGUCGGAGAAAGCGAGCGCUCUGUGCGCGCGGUGUUCGCCCGCGCUAGAGCUAGCUCACCAUGUGUCAUCUUCUUUGACGAGAUUGACGCGCUCGUGCCUCGCCGGUCGGACAAGCUCUCGGAAGCAAGUACAAAUAUCGUUAACACCCUGCUUGCGGAGCUCGAUGGGCUCUCGCAGCGGAAAGCGAUUUACGUGAUCGGAGCUACCAACAGGCCGGAUAUGAUCGAUCCUGCCCUUCUCCGACCAGGGAGGUUCGACAAGCUCGUAUAUGUCGACUUGCCGAAGAGUGAUGAGAGGGUGGAAAUCGGCCGGACGGUGGUGCAGAGAGAGAAAGUUCCUGUCAGGGGCGGCCUAGACGGCGAGGAUUGGAAAGCCGUUGAAAUGCUGUUAGCGGCCGAUCAGUCAGAUGGGAUGAGCGGCGCCGACAUCACUGCGCUCAUUACCGAGGCUGCCAGUACAGCAUUACGGUAUGCUUUGGGCGAAGCGAUGCAAAAUGGAGAUCAGGAACUACAUGGACCGAGUACGGAACAGUCUCUUCGGGAACAAGCGGAGGCGGAGGGCAUCUAUGUGGAGCGACGGCAUUUUGAGGAAGCGUUUGGGAGGGUUGGGAGGAGUGUGGGGGAGAGCAUGAGGCACAGGUAUGAGACGCUUAGAAGGAAGUUUGAGGGGGUGAGAGUGAGAGGGAAGGGCAUUGAGGAGGAUAAGGAUGGGGUCAUGCUGGAUGAGGAGUAA
Dacryopinax primogenitus is the source of this 2289-nucleotide messenger RNA. Its product is annotated as AAA-domain-containing protein. The record is from RefSeq and is a predicted model, not a curated record. Gene Ontology annotation, cellular component: nucleus. Lineage: Eukaryota; Fungi; Basidiomycota; Dacrymycetes; Dacrymycetales; Dacrymycetaceae. Gene Ontology annotation, biological process: ribosome biogenesis. Bases 7 to 2289 code for a protein of 760 amino acids. The transcript is spliced from 3 exons. Gene Ontology annotation, molecular function: RNA binding; ATP binding; preribosome binding.